Messenger RNA from Arvicola amphibius (Eurasian water vole), 1262 nucleotides. RefSeq names its product THAP domain containing 2 (gene Thap2). Bases 195 to 845 code for a protein of 216 amino acids. NCBI's taxonomy places the organism in Eukaryota, Metazoa, Chordata, Mammalia, Rodentia, Cricetidae. The record is from RefSeq and is a predicted model, not a curated record. Gene Ontology annotation, cellular component: nucleus. The transcript has 3 exons.
AGGACCGUUGGCUCUGCGGGCCUGAACCGCCAUAUUAAUAAAGAGAAAGGGGAGUGGGCCCUCCCUCCCUCCCAGCCCUGUAGUGUGCACGCCCCUCUUCCCGCCCGGCUGGCAGCGCCUGGUCGCCGGCCUCGUUCGCCUUUGCGCGGUGACAACGGCUUUUGCGGGCUGCGCCGAAUGAGGGGCCGGGGGAAAUGCCGACCAAUUGCGCCGCGGCGGGCUGUGCUGCCACCUACAACAAGCACAUUAACAUCAGCUUCCACAGGUUUCCUUUGGAUCCUAAAAGAAGAAAAGAAUGGGUUCGCCUGGUUAGGCGCAAAAAUUUUGUGCCAGGAAAACACACUUUUCUUUGUUCAAAGCACUUUGAAGCCUCCUGUUUUGAUCUAACAGGACAAACUCGACGACUUAAAAUGGAUGCUGUUCCAACCAUUUUUGAUUUUUGUACCCAUAUAAAGUCUAUGAAACUCAAGUCAAGGAGUCUUUUGAAGAAAAACGACAGUUUUCCUCCAACCGGACCGUGGAAUUUACAGUCGAACAGUCAGCAAGUACUACUCGAACACAGUUAUGCCUUUAGGAACCCCAUGGAGGCGAAAAGAAGGAUAAUAAAACUAGAAAGAGAAAUAGCAAGCUUAAGAAGAAAAAUGAAAACUUGCCUACAAAGAGAACGCAGAGCAACUCAAAGAUGGAUCAAAGCCACGUGCUUCGUGAAGAAUUUAGAAGCAAAAAACAUGCUACCCAAGGGCCUCUCAGAACACAUUUUACCAACGGCCUUAAACAAUCUUCCUUUGGAAGACUUCAAACUUCUCGAGCAAGAUCAACAAGGUAAACCAUUACCAGUUCUCUAAAUGUAAACUAGACAAGAUCUGCACUCAAGCUUUCCUUCCACAGAACCCGAUGCCCUUCUUCCACUCUUCCCAUCAUCGAAGAGACAGGGCAGUUGUACUAAAAUCAAGUUCUUAAAGUUUUACUUGAAGUAACAAUCACUGUAUAACUUGCAGAGACUUGAGUCUAAGAAAAAUGGGGAAAUGUAAUGACAGCUUUGAGAACGCAUAGAAGUGCCUUACAUGAGGACUAUGUACUUAGACAUUGUCUAGGAAACACUGUUUGUGGAGUGUUUCUGCUUGUGUUUUCUAAACUGCUGUCAAAUAGGAAUGACGAAUGAGACGUUCCUAUGAGGAAAAAAUUCUACACCAAAGUUGGGAUAUUACAUUCGAAAGAAUAUGCGAGGUGGGAGCUAAUCAUUAAAUGUGAACUUAAAACUA